AUGCUUGGGGAAAAAAACUUUGAAGAAGGCCGCCCUAGCAAGCAACCUAUUGAGAUCCCUUUGUCUGAAGCUGAUUUCGAAGCAAUGAAGCUUGUCUGUAACGCCAUUCACACUCCUGUUCAAACUAAGCUACAUACCCUGAACGUGGGCAAAUUGGCCCAGAUUUAUGAGGCUACCAACGAGUACGAUCUCGUCGAUGCUGUCUCCCUCUCGUUCGAAUGA
Messenger RNA from Fusarium sp. VM40, 222 nucleotides. The record is from the annotation of a GenBank genome assembly. Lineage: Eukaryota; Fungi; Ascomycota; Sordariomycetes; Hypocreales; Nectriaceae.